This is a messenger RNA of Ricinus communis (castor bean), 1346 nucleotides long. RefSeq names its product cyclic nucleotide-gated cation channel beta-1. Bases 581 to 1291 code for a protein of 236 amino acids. The transcript has a single exon. NCBI's taxonomy places the organism in Eukaryota, Viridiplantae, Streptophyta, Magnoliopsida, Malpighiales, Euphorbiaceae. The record is from RefSeq and is a predicted model, not a curated record.
ACUAGAAAUUAACUGAAAAAUAACUAUACCAAAAAUUUGAAAAAAGAACACUAUUUUGGGAAAAAAUAGACAGUGAAUAUAAUAUUUCUUUUAUUAAUUUUAAUAUAUUUUUAAAAAGUUCCAAUUUGAAUUCCUAACUUUUAUAAGCGGACCCUUGGAUAAUGGAACAAUAAAAAAAUGCAUGGAAUAGAUAAUUAAUUGAAGCAAAUAAGAACGAGCGCUUGACAAGCAUCGAUCCACUAUUAUUGCCGUAUCCUUGGCGCAUUGAUCCAGUAGACAGACAGCUGCUAGAAACUUCAUCAAAUCAAACAAUGAUUUUUGAGGCAACAAUCCAAAGGACAAAUGACUGCCCAUAUUUGUUCUUUCUUCGAAAAGUUCCACGUCAUGCCCCUUCUCUCAUUACAUGUUCAGUAAUUUUCGAGUGAACCCUGAAAUUAGCAGCAUUUUCGGGACCGCUAUAAAAGGGGAAACACCCUUGAAGCUCACUCAAACAACACCAUAAUAAGCAGUACAUAAGAAUCACUAGUCACAAACCUCACAAUUUCAAGGGCUACAUACCCUCCACAAGGGACACAUAAAGAUGGAUCAACCUGAGAACUGCAAGCAGCAGGUACAAGGCCUAGUGAUACUCCAAUCCGACAACAAGUACUUUGUCUUGAAAAAAACUCCGCUGUUUCUUGUCACAGUGUCUCUAUUUUCUUUGUUUCUUUGCUUCUACUCUGGGUUUUCUAUCUUACCUAAUUCAUUUUACGUCUACUUCAACACUUGUCUAUUCUCAUUUCUCACUCGCACCCUCGAAAGAAAGUAUAUGUUUCUGAUUUGUAAUGGAAUCCUUGCUUUUCUUGCCAAGACUUCAGUUUCUUCCAGCUCUUCACCUUCUGGGUCUGAUGAUUUUCAUAACAUAUCACCUGCGAAACCAACAGUUGUUGAUGAUACUGUAUCCAAAGAGGUAGUUGCUUUGGUAGCCAUAGUUGAUGAAGAAGAAACAGAAAAAGUAGCAGAACUAGCACCAGCAACAGAAGAAGAAGAAGAAGAAGAAGAAGAAGAAAAAGGUGAAAAAGAACAAGAAGCAAAGAAGGGAGAGAGUGAAGACAUGGUUGCAGAAGAUGAAGGCAACGGACAAGAAAGAGAAGUUUUAGAGAAACAAGAUGAAGAAGAUGGUCAAGGAGAAGGAGAAGGAAAGGAUGAGUUAACAAAUACGGAAGAAUUGAAUCGGAGAAUUGAAGAAUUUAUAAGGAAAAUGAAGGAAGAAAUUAGGAUUGAGGCUCAACAACAAUUAAUUGCAGUGUAACAUAUGCAUGUAAUUUAAAUGUACGUCAGAUAAUAAAAUAUCUUUUUCCUCUCCA